AUGAAUCUUCUAGCCAGAGCAAAAAUGUCGUCGCAUCUGAUAUCUUCUUCCAACACUCCGGUAACGCGCCUCCUCAAUCUGCGCCCCCAAACCGCCGCCCUCCAACAAUGCGAGCCCUACUCCACCAAAACUACGACGCGCAACGUCAGCCAGAACCCGGCCAAGCCCAAGGCCCAGAAACCCUCCGCGCCGCCGUCGACGACCUUCUCGCAGAGGAUCCGGAAGCAGACGGAGGCGCUGACCGGCGUGUGGCCCAAGCCGGGCGAGAUGCCGUACCAGGCGAAAGUCACCAACUUUGUGAAUCUGAUCGGCCGGGUCGGGCUCCCCAUCCGGUUCGAGUCCGACGCCGACGGCAAGCAUCUCGCCGCCACCGUGAUUUCUCUCCUGAACGGAGGCGCGAGGACCCCCCUGACGAUUCCCGUCGUGUUCGAGGGCGUCCUCGCCCACUCUGUGUCGUGCCACGUCCGCGAAAAUGAUCUUGUUUUCGUGUCCGGCCACCUAAGCGUGGACCCCACGGGGGUGCUCCCUGGCGAGAGCCUGGGGAAAUUUCACGUCGUGGCUGAGAAUAUCAACUUUGUGGAGGGGGAUCUCAUGAAGAGCCCACUGCAAUGGUAUGAUUAUCGCGGGCUAAAGAAAAAUGGGUCGGUAAAAGAGAAGCAUCCGGAUUUCAAGCAGAAGGUGACCAGAGAAGCUCUCUGGAUUAGCUCUGCCCCCAAGUGGGCCCUGCACGGGCUUGAAAGAUUGGAGUUUGACGUGAUAAAGCCGAAGCAUGCGAAUGAGAGCUCGAGUGAUGAUUCUUGGAAGGAUGUGGUUGAAAAUCCAGACAACUGGUGGGAUUGUAGGGCCAAUAAGAAAAACCCUAAAGCGCCAGAUUUUAAGCAUAAGAAGACUGGUGAUGCUUUGUGGCUGAACAGGGCUCCCGGUUGGGUUUCGGCUAAGCUUCCGCCUGUAAGAGAUUAG
Striga asiatica is the source of this 960-nucleotide messenger RNA. Lineage: Eukaryota; Viridiplantae; Streptophyta; Magnoliopsida; Lamiales; Orobanchaceae. The record is from the annotation of a GenBank genome assembly.